AUGAUCCAGCGACACCAGCUGGUGCAGUCUGUGCUCCAGGAGCUGCAGGAGGCUACUGAAUGCUUUGGCCUAGAGGGACUAACCAGUGCAGCCCUAGAGGCCGAGCGGACUUUGUCAUCUUUCUCCUUACCCAGCUACUCUGGGAGGCAGUUUCAAGAGGAGCUGGAAGUCGACAGAGUAGCACAAAGUCUCUAUCCGGAAGAUGCUCCCAGCCAUAUGCUGCCUUUGGUUUGCAAAGGGGAAGGGAACCACCUCUUCGAGGCUGCCAGCGUGCUGUUGUGGGGGAACACCAGCCUGAGUCUGGAGCUGCAGGUGCGCACAGCGGUGGAGAUGUUGCUUCACAAGCAAUACUACCUGAACGGCAUGAUUGACUCCAAGGUGAUGCUGCAGGCUGCCCGCUACUCGCUCUGCACGGAGGAAUCUCCCGAGAUGACAAGCUUACCUCUGGCCAUCCUUGAGGCCAUUUUCGAUGCCGACAUCAAAGCCACCUGCUUCCCGGGCACCUAUGCCAACAUGUGGCACGUGUAUGCCCUGGCGUCGGUGCUGCAGUGCAAUAUCUAUUCCAUCUACCCGAUGAGCAACCUCAAGAUCCGGCCGUACUUCAACCGACUGAUCCGGCCCAGGAAAGGGAACUUGCAGGUCUCCACACUGCACAUCAUGUGGUCUGGGCAGCAGCUCUCCUCCCAGGUUUUCAAAGCUCAGUCCUUCGUGCCUGUUGUCGGCCUGGAAGAGCUGGAACCCACAAACCCCCCUCCAGAGCCUCAAGCACAGCCGGUGAAGACCCUGGAGCUGCUGAACAAGGAUCCGCAGGUGACAUACUCUAACCUGCGGGAAAGGUACAGCAUCACCAAAAGUACCUUCUAUCGGUGGAAGCGCCAGUCCCGAGAGCACCGGCAGAAAGCGGCUGCCAGGUUUGCGGCCAAGCACUUCCUGCAGUCCUGCUUCCAAGUGGGCAACACUGUCCCCCUGCAGCACUUCCGCCAAAUGUUCCCAGAGAUCUCACGCUCCACUUACUAUGCCUGGAAGCACGAAAUGCAAAAUGUGAUGAAUGGCGGCGAGGCCUCUUCCCUGGCCGAAGCUGGGUUGCCGAAGGAUCCUCAGGUGUACAAGCCAGAGAAGCUUCGUUCUGGCACGGAUGGUGCAGCCAAGGCUGAGGGAGGCCUGGGGUCCCCAAGCCCUCUCCUGAAUCCCAGCCAGAAUGGCUCCUCCAUGCAAGGAGCAAAGUCUUACCUGGAGAAAUGCAUUUCCAUGAAUACCCUGGUGCCCUACAGGAGCUUCAAGCAUAGCUUUCCUGGCAUUUCCAGGUCCACCUAUUACAACUGGAGGAGAAAGGCCAUCAAGGGGAACCCCAACUUCCAGCCUGUCCUACCUCUUUCCGUCAGCCAGAACCCCCUUGCGAACAGGAACCCAUUCAAGCCAGGGGCCCAACCUAGCCAGAAGAUGCUCAACGGGCAUCGUCCGGGCUCCCGCAUCCUCGUGCGCAUCAAGCCUUCUCUCUACCACUGGCAAAAGCAACUCCGUGUCUUAGCCAAGAAACAUGUCCACGAGUGGAAAAUGCCCUUCUACAAAUUCCGCCUACGCUAUCCAAGCAUCUCUUCCACAGCCUAUUGGUUUUGGAGGAAAAGAAGCAGCAGCCAGCCCAAAAAGCAUUGCCUUUCCUCAAACGGGGUUUCCAAAGACUUGCAGCAGACUACCGCUGAGGCAAGUGGAAAGGCGGAGCUUGAAUUCCAGUCCCCGCAGCAAAAGGAGACGACCACUGCAGCACCGAUGGACAGGCAAUUGCCUAAACCCUUCACCACCAUGAUACCAGGAUAUCCAGUGGCAGAAAGAGUCAAUAGCAGCAUGUUUGUGAUGGAUGUGAUUGCCACAGCUCAGUUCAAAGCCCAGGCCAAGCUGUUCCUCCAACAACGCUUCGAAUCCAAGACUUUUCCAACCUACAAAGAGUUCAGAGCCCGCUUCCCGCUAACGGCACGCUCCACUUAUUACAUGUGGAAACGUGCUCUUCAUGAAGGACUGACCCUGGUGGAUGCUUAG
Molecule: messenger RNA, 2034 nt
Organism: Elgaria multicarinata webbii
Lineage: Eukaryota; Metazoa; Chordata; Lepidosauria; Squamata; Anguidae
Gene: VRTN
Product: vertebrae development associated
Exons: 1
Coding region: 1-2034 (677 amino acids)
Biological process (GO): regulation of transcription by RNA polymerase II
Cellular component (GO): chromatin
Source: RefSeq, a predicted model, not a curated record